AUGGUUGACAGCGGAGCUGCUUUCACUUGUAUCCGGCCCGAAGACGCUACACAUCUCCCCAUGUCCGGUCAUUUCGUGCGGACAAUAGGGUUCGAGGGUAUUAAACAGCUGAUCCCUUCCACAAGACCAGUAAAGCUCUGCUGGCAAGACCACACGAUAAGAAUACCAGUCCUGGUGUCAGACCGUACACCUAUUGCCCUCCUUGGCAGAGAUGCUUUGUGUGGAUUAAACUGCACCAUAAAGUGUUCCCCCGAUGGAUGUGAGAUUGAGAUCCCAUACCAAGCAUGCCAUCAGGUGAUGAUGCUGUCAGAGUCCAGGAAGUCAACGCCCACUGUAUUUUGGGUGGGUAAGAUCAGCGACGACCUGUUGGAACCAUACAAGAAAUGGGAAAAGUUUAUCCACUCCAAUAAACCAGGAGCAAGGACCCCCGAGUACCCGUUUCACUGUACAUUACAAUACCACAAAGACCUAACGCAGGCCCAGGCAGAAGAGUGGUUACGUCGGCAACCCCAUGGAGCGCAAUUGAAUGGGACUUGUAUCGUCCUGGGACCACAGGGAGUGGCCAUGAAGAUACAGAGAGACAUAUACAUCAACAAGGAAUUCAAGGUCAAAAAUAGCAUCCCACAUGUGACCUUGUUGGUGGCAGAGGACUGUGAGCAGCAACAUGUGGGGGAGAUGAUGGUGGAGGCGGAGAGGCGCAAGUUUUCCCCGCUGGAAGGAAACGUUGCGCUGUGGGUGAGCGCUGAUAAGCAGUAUAUGAAGAUCAUGAUCUCAGCGCAUGGACACGGACAACCCCAAACGGUGCAGCUGUCGCACGACUCCAUCCUCAGUAUGGCGACUGAUCAACUCAAAGAGGACAUGUUACGGCAGGUCCCUGACUACCUGUGGUCGCGCCAUAGUACAGAUAUUGGACUUGUAAAAUCAGCGCAACCGGUAAAAGUGGAUCUUCGGCCAGGCUGCAGGCCGCCAUGGAAAACACAGUAUCCACUGAAAGAGGAAGCAGUUCAAGGGAUUGAGACACAGAUUGAAGGGCUGCUCGUGGCAAAUGUGUUAAGAAUAACGCAGACCCCUCUUAGUAAUACGCCAAUAUUGCCCUUGAAAAAACCUGACAACACCCAUCGGCUGGUACAUGAUCUUCGAGCAGUGAACGAGGUGGUAAUUGACAAUGUAGCCGAUGUGCCGGAUCCGCACACCCUGCUGGCACAGAUACCGCCGGAUGCUGAGUGCUUCUCAGUGGUGGACCUUUGUGGCGCCUUUUUCAGUGUCCCACUCAGCUGUGAAUCACAAGGACUGUUCGGGUUUACGUUCAAGGGGCAGUUUUAUCAAUAUCAGAGACUUCCUAUGGGCUAUAAACAUAGCCCUCAUGUGUUUAACAAAGUGUUAAAAGAUGACCUCGAAGGGCUGGAACGACAGGUGCAGAGCACUGUUAUUCAAUAUGUGGACGAUAUUAUUGUCUGUGCCGUAGAUGUUGAAACGUGUCACAAAGACUCAAUCAGACUGUUGCAAAUUUUGGCAGAAAAUGGUCAUAAAGUGUCCCAAAAGAAAUUGCAAUACUGUAAAAAACAAGUUGACUAUUUGGGUCAGAAAAUAUCAUAUGGACAGAGACGUAUCUCAGAUGGCCAUUUGGAGGCGAUACGGACGGCUCCGAAACCCAGAACCGUCAGGCAAAUGUUAACAUUUCUGGGAAUAGCGGGCUAUUCGGCCUCCUGGGUCGAAGAAUACGCCAAAUUGGUAGGGCCGCUAAGGGCUAUGAUCAAAGACACAGGCAAUAAUGACCUCCACGCAACACUGGAUUGGACACAGGAUGGCCUUGUGGCGUUUGAAACAACCAAGGCAAGGUUGCAAGAGGCCCCGGCAUUGGCUUUACCAGACUAUUCCAAAAAUUUCGUGUUAUUCACGUCAAUCUCAGCAGGGGGAAAGUUUGCAUGUGCGAUUCUUUGUCAGCCUACAGGCACCGGGUCUGGACCCCAACCUGUGGCCUAUUAUUCAACAUCCUAUUCCGAGGUGGAGAUGGGACUGCCGCCUUGCUAUAGAGCUAUGGUGGGAGUCUAUUUGAUGUACGACAAAGCCUCUGCCAUAACCAUGGGCUAUCCUGUGACCAUUCUGACUCACCAUAGUCUUCGGACUCUGUUGAACCAUGGCAAGUACACCUUGACAGAGCCCCGGCUCCGGGACUAUUACAGACUUUUGGAGCAAGAGGAUGUCACUCUAGCAAGGUGUACUACUGUAAACCCAGCUGAAUUUUUGCCAACUUCAGAGGACGGAGACCCUCACGAUUGCUUACAUGAGUCAGAAAAGUACUCGAGAUUACGGUCUGAUUUGCAAGCCAUCCCCUUGGGCGAGGCGGAUCUCGAACUCUGGACGGACGGUUCUUGUUAUCGAGUCGGGGAAAAUUUGUGCGCUGGCUAUGCAGUGGUACAAGCGCAAGGUCCUGAGUUUGUGACAAUCAAAGCCGGAGUGGUGCCACAACCAGCCUCGGCCCAGCUUGCUGAACUAGUGGGGUUAACGAAAGCGUGCUUGCUCGCGGAAGGGAAAAGAGUGACGAUCUAUACAGAUUCCGCAUACGCGCAUAGUGUGUGCCACCUGUUUGGUGCUGUGUGGAGGAAUCGGGGCUUCAAGAAAACUGACGGUUCCCCCAUCCAGCAUCAUGCGCAGAUAAUGAGACUGCUGAUGGCUAUGAUGAAGCCCAGUGAAAUAGCCAUCGCGAAGUGCGCGGCCCACAAGUCCGAUGCGUCCAGGGUUACGCAGGGAAACAAGAUGGCAGACGAGGCAGCCAGGGCGGUCACGAAGGGAAGCCAGAAGGGAAGAGUUUUGUUAGUAACGCAUGAGGUUGACCUCGAGGACAGGGUCACGCUCAGAGAUGUACUGUUGAUGCAAACGGCCGUUAAUCCGAUGGACAAACAUCUUUGGGCGCAGAGGGGGGCGAGUCAGGACUCUACCGGCGUUUGGAGAAAUCACGAGGGUCUGAUAGUGGCGCCGCCAGAUUUGUUGGGACUGUUAAUCCAGGAGGCACAUGGGUUAGCCCAUGUGUCAAGGGGGGAGGUGAAGCGAAAAAUAACCGCAGAAUAUGGGUUUUGGGCGCCAUAUCUACUCGAACAAAUCGACCAGGUCAUUGGAAGAUGUGUAAUUUGUUUGAAAAACAAUGUGAGGAGAGGGGUAGCCACCCCCACGGGUUACAUCCCGACUCCUAAUGGCCCCAUGAGAGAACUAGUGAUAGAUUUCGUCGACAUGAUACAACCUGUUGAAGGGAAAAGAUACAUGUUGGUGGUCGUAGACCGAUUCUCAAGAUGGCCGGAGGCCUGUCCAACUAAACGAAAAGAUGCUCAGUCUGUGGCCAAGUUUCUGUGCCGUGAAGUCAUCAGCAGAUGGGGUCUGCCGGAUAGGAUUUCUUCAGAUAACGGGAGAGAGUUUGUGGAUAAAACGGUCAAAAUCAUAUUUCAAAAAUUGGGAAUUAAACAGCGGCUUGGCGCAGUAUAUCAUCCACAAAGCCAAGGCAUUUGUGAAAAAAUGAACGGCGUUUUAAAAAAUAGAAUUUCCAAAAUUUGUCAACAUACAGGCUUGAAUUGGAUAGCUGCCUUACCACUGGCACUGAUGGUCUGCAGGUCGAGUCAACUACGCGAUUUGCAUUUGACCCCACACGAAUUGGCAACCGGUAGACGCAUGCCCUCACCAUGUUUGCGAACCAGUGGGAAAGGCCCAAGCCUGUCAAUUUUGGAGGACGAAAUGAAAGCCUAUGUCAAACACUUAACCACGAUACAUAGGAAUAUUUCCACCUAUGUUGUUGACAGGCAGAAACAGGAGGAGGCACAAGAGAGACUCGAGGCAAAUACUAAAGACACUGUUCAGCCAGGAGACAAGGUGUAUGUGAAAGUGUUCCGGCGCAAGUGGUUCAACGAAAGGCGGCAGGGGCCAUUCGAAGUUGUCCGCUGUACCGGAACUGCGGUGCAAGUACAAGGGUCGCCAACUUGGUACCAUUUGACACACUGCGUCAAGGUGCCCAAAGAUGAGGAUCCCCAAAGAGGGAUGCGCGACUGCGAAACUGCAGAACCACUGCCAGAACAAGAAUCGCCAGAGGGCCCGGAUCGGGACAAAGAUGGGCAUGAUCAAGCUGUGGUGGAUAAUGUGUCUGCUGAACCUGUCCCUGAGGACAUCGCGGGCGGCACAGCCGACGACAGAGGAAACCAACAAUUCAACGAUACCAAUCUUGACGACGCACCCUCCCCAGGCGCAGAUGACGACCCUCAGCACAACAACACUGAGCCAACUACCGCCAGAGGUAGUGCCCCCAGAGAACAACGCCACCCAGCAGGACCCAGCGGCGGACGCCCAGUCCGCCACAGAGUCCGGCCGGAGCGGUACAUUGAGCAAUGUUGAGGGAGUGUUGGGGGGGGCUGCAAUACUGCCAUGCAAUUGCAGAAAGGAAGAAGGGUCCCUGUGCAGACGCACCGCCGAAUGGGAAGACAACACCGAACCCCUGGAUGUGGACCGGGGCCGUGCAAGGGACUCUAUGGACAGUGAACUGGACAUAAGGACUUUGUAUGGACAGCAGGCCCUGGGCAGGGGUACCUGGCACGACCCACCAUGGGAAGAUUCGGUGGACUGGACUCUGCCUCAGCACGCACUCACACAUGAGAAGGGGGGCUACAUUUCGGGGUUUUGAGUCGAUAAGCAUGUUUUGAUACCUCUUUGUUGUAUACCUCGUUUUUUUAUUCCGUUUUUUAUACCUCAUUUUGUUAAAUCAUGGCAUGUUGAUUAGGUGACGAUGCGACUUGACCGUUUGGCAGUCGUUGAACGUGUCAUUUCUUUUUCUUACUGUUCUGUGAGCUCAUACUGUUUUGUGAUGUGUGCCGGGACUCCUUGUUACCUGGCUGACGCCAGGUGGAGGGAAUCACUGGGGUUGUUAGAAAGGGCCUCCCUCUUUUUCCUUGUCAUUAGACAGGCAGGUUUUUUCGCUCGAGGGAGGGCCGACAGCUUUUUGGGGUUUCUAACGGACCACGCCAAAUUCAUUACUUCCCAAAUUAUCGAUGGUGUUACGGUAUUACCUAAGGGGGGUGGUUAUCGUCAUUUGGAGAAGGUGGACUUCAAUUAUCUUUAUUUGUGGUUCCUGUGAGGCCUCAGGUUGCUGUCAAGGAGCAGUUGGAUACCUGAAGAGUUUGAGCUUUCUUAGACAAUGUAACCUUACGUAGCAUGUCUUGAGCGUGAUUUAGUCUGCGAAUUUCUAGGCCGUAUUGUAGACGUGACUGUAAAUUUUGGUUGGGUGAAGAUUUUUGGAUGUUUACCGAUGUCAUCUUUCUUUUUCGGACCGUUUUCGGGACAUUUAUAACGUCCCGGAGGGGGGAAUGAGGUAAAUUUUAGAUUCUAGGCGUCGCCGUAUGUCACCUUAAAUGGUGACUUAGCUGCAGUGAGGAGACCAUAAGCUAUUUUGGCUGGCCAGAGAUGCCUCAGUUUCUGCAAGGUAUAGCAACUUAGAAUAUAGAAGGGAGCAGCUGUUGUUAUGCAGGGGAAAGCGUCUUCUACAUGUCCUUCUUAGGACAUUUGGGAGCAACGAGUAGACUAAAAUACGAACAGCAGCUGCACCCCAAGUCAUGACAUCAACGGUUCGGGCAGGUAUAAGAUAGGCUUGUCUGUGAGAGGGGGGAGCUUUUUGGGGCGAACAUCUGUGCCGUCGAGAGCUGAACCAUCUUUGCUUUUGGGGCCACUCAAACUUUUGGAGAGACAUCACUUUGACAUCGGUUGAAUAAAAUCUUUUCCCAAUCA
Messenger RNA from Syngnathus typhle (broad-nosed pipefish), 5757 nucleotides. RefSeq lists its product as uncharacterized. Gene Ontology annotation, biological process: DNA integration; proteolysis. The record is from RefSeq and is a predicted model, not a curated record. Gene Ontology annotation, molecular function: RNA-DNA hybrid ribonuclease activity; nucleic acid binding; aspartic-type endopeptidase activity. Bases 1 to 4374 code for a protein of 1457 amino acids. The transcript has 2 exons. Lineage: Eukaryota; Metazoa; Chordata; Actinopteri; Syngnathiformes; Syngnathidae.